Pelecanus crispus (Dalmatian pelican) is the source of this 411-nucleotide messenger RNA. NCBI's taxonomy places the organism in Eukaryota, Metazoa, Chordata, Aves, Pelecaniformes, Pelecanidae. The record is from RefSeq and is a predicted model, not a curated record.
AUUAUUAAUUCGGUGGUAUUGCUGAUUCUGCUGAGCGCUCUGACUGAUCCUGACCAGUACCACCUAACCAGUGCUGAAUUAGGGGGUGAAUUUGAAUUUAUGGAUGAUGCCAAUAUGUGCAUUGCCACAGCAAUUUCUCUUCUUAUGAUUCUGAUCUGUGCAAUGGCUACAUAUGGCGCAUAUAAGCAACAUGCAGCCUGGAUCAUCCCUUUCUUCUGUUACCAGAUCUUUGACUUUGCUCUCAACACAUUGGUUGCCAUCAGCGUACUUGUUUAUCCCAGCACAAUUCAGGACUACCUCCGUCAGCUGGUAAAUCACUCAAUGUUCACAAGCCGUUGGGAACUUUGGGGAAAAAAAACUGUGCAAGGUGCACCAUUUGUGCUGUAUUUCUAUCCAAUGGGCUCCUAUUGA